UGCGAGCUUUCUGAGGAGUGGUCCAUCUUGCCCGCCGUUCUAUCUUUGCUGUGGACGCUCGGCGGUAAACAUGGCGCUGUUCAGGAUUGUUGGUUCUAUGUUCCGUGUGAGUUGGACCUUGAGAGGUUCUGCUGCUCUCAUCCCGAAUAGAAGCCUUUUGAGCUCACUGGCUGCAGGAGGAGCAACAGGAGGAGGAGGAGGAGCAGCAGGAAGAGGCGCUCUUUUGGCAGCAGUAGGCUUCGCUCUGUUCAGCAGCUCUGAUGAAGACCAUCAAGAUGAAGGUCAGAAGAACGAGGACAAGAUCAUCCUGCUGCUGAAGAAGGCCAAGCUGAGUGUGUAUGGUGGCGAGCUUCAAGCGGCUUCCGCUUUCCUCCGCCAGGCCGUCGAUCUAGCUCAAAGGACCAACCACAACCAGGCACUGAUCUACACCUACAACCUGAUGGCAAACUUGGCGUUCCUGCAGGGUGACCUGGACAGUGCUGAGAAACUCUUCAAAGAAACAGUUGGACUCAUGUUGUCUGCUGGAACACCACAGGAUGAUAACGCCAUCGUCAGCAUGUCACUUAAACUGGCCGCAAUCUAUGCCGAGCAGAACAAGCUGGAGCAAGCUGAACACUUAUUCAAUCACUGUGCAGAGUCUCUGGAAGCAAAACUGUUGAAGGAGCAGCAGAAGGUACCACCAGAGGAACAGCAGGAUGAGCAGACAGAGUUGGAGCAGACUUUGUGGAAAGACACCCGCCUGCUGCUUGGUAUGUGUUUGGAGUCACGAGCUCGAUACCGAGCAUCUAAAGGAAACCUGGGAGAUGCUGAACAUGACCUUGGGAGAGCUCUGAGCAUCUGCCGCCAGGUGAAAGGUGAAGCAGACCCUCAGACUCUGGUCCUGAUGAAUGACUUGGCUACUUUCCUCGACCUGCACCGUCGCCACGACGAGGCCCUGACCAUCUUUCUGCAGGCUGUGGAUCUGGGCCGUGCCAGCAGCUACUCAGACCUGCAUGUACUGCUGGGAAAUACAGCUGCCCUCCUGCUGCACACAGGCCAGCUGGAGGAGUCAGUGCGGUUCUACAAGGAGGCUCUGGUUCUGUCUCGGAAGUCCAAGGAUCAGACAGCUGUGGCCCACUUUGAGGAUGGACUGAAGGAAGUGAUGAAGAGGAGGAGCCAGCAGAACAAGGAGGAGGCUACUAAUGACUGAGGGGUGGGUUAGGGGAUUCUGGCUGCUGCAUGUGGGUUUGAUUGGUAUUUGCUCCGAGCUGAGGAGGCAGCUGACUUUUCACUCCAGAAGAAGCUUCUCCUAAUUUAUUUUGUUCAUAAAUUUUGUGUUAUUGAUUUCAGUGAAACAAAGCUUUGAUCAGUGGUGUUCAAACUAUUCCAGAAAGGGCCAAGAGGGUGAAGGUUUUCUUUGCAGCCACUGAGUCCAGCAGGUGAUUUCACUGAUUAACAUCACUUGGAGCAGGUGGGAUGAGUUCAUCAGUGAAAUCACCUGCUGGAGUCAGUGGCUGCAAAGAAAACCUGCACCCUCUCGGCCCUUUCUGGAAUAGUUUGGAGACCACUGGCUUUGAUUGUAAAGUAAGACUUCAGUUCAACUCUGAGAGAUUAAUUAUAAUCCUACAAUAAUAAUUUAUUUUAUUGUCAUUGUACAUACAACAAAAUUUGUCCUCUGCAGCCAGUACAGUCUGAGUUCCGGUCCCAAGACCAGAUAAAUGAUGAGGGUCCGGCAUAAAAUAAGUCAAAAUAAAGAUGCAGAGUACAGAUCAAAUUUCCAUACCAGAUUUAUUUGAGGCCCGGUGUCACAAUCUGAUUGGUCCCCCUAAAAAUCGGUCUGCCUGCCUUCACUAUGCCUGCGUCAUUUCUGAGCGUUAGCAGCAAUUUACAGAUUAUGACCCCGUUUCUGCUUCACACUGCCUACAGUCAUCAUCUGUCUCAGUGACAGAUAUCUGAAGCUUCCCAGACAGC
Molecule: messenger RNA, 1950 nt
Organism: Thalassophryne amazonica
Lineage: Eukaryota; Metazoa; Chordata; Actinopteri; Batrachoidiformes; Batrachoididae
Gene: ttc19
Product: tetratricopeptide repeat domain 19
Exons: 11
Coding region: 71-1189 (372 amino acids)
Biological process (GO): mitochondrial respiratory chain complex III assembly
Cellular component (GO): mitochondrial inner membrane
Molecular function (GO): protein binding
Source: RefSeq, a predicted model, not a curated record